Molecule: messenger RNA, 999 nt
Organism: Stylophora pistillata
Lineage: Eukaryota; Metazoa; Cnidaria; Anthozoa; Scleractinia; Pocilloporidae
Product: tRNA N(3)-cytidine methyltransferase METTL2-like
Molecular function (GO): tRNA (cytidine-N3)-methyltransferase activity
Source: RefSeq, a predicted model, not a curated record
AGAUGGCGGACGGUGCGGAUGGUUCAAGACCUCAGUUUGGAAACCGUCUUCUCUCUGAUCCAACCAAAGUUUUUGAGCAUAAUGCUUGGGACAAUGUGGAAUGGGACAGUGAGCAAGAAAAAGCUGCACAACAGAAGAUCAAUGAAAAUUCUCUUAUUAAACUAGGAGAGGAUGAACAAGCACUGUUUGAAGAAAAAGCUGGUAGCUUCUGGGAUGAAUUUUACUUGCAGCACCAAAACAGGUUUUUCAAAGAUCGCCAUUGGUUAUUCACAGAAUUUCCUGAAUUAUCAGGACCUGUAACUCCAGAUCCCGCACAUAUUUAAUUUCCUCUUUUGCAGGUUGGGUGUGGCGUUGGGAACACAGUUUUUCCAAUAUUGGAGGCCAACAAUGACCCAACUUUAUUUGUAUACUGCUGUGAUUUCUCUUCAAAUGCCAUAAAUUUGGUGAAGGAACACCCAGACUAUAAUAAGGACAGAUGCCAUGCCUUUGUGUGUGAUAUCACAGACAGUACAUUUGUUUUUCCAGUUCCAAAUGAAAGCCUCGACAUCAUAAUUCUCAUUUUCGUUUUGUCAGCAAUUCACCCAGACAAAAUGCAAGCCGUUAUAUGUAGAUUAUCCAAGCUUCUCAAACCAGGUGGACUGAUUGUGUUUCGAGACUACGGUCGAUAUGAUAUGGCUCAGCUCAGGUUUAAGAAAGGAAAAUGUUUGUCAGAUAAUUUUUACGUUCGUGGUGAUGGCACAAGGGUUUACUUUUUCACACAAGACGAGCUUUCCCAAAUGUUCCAAGAGGCUGGCCUUAAUGAAGAACAGAACUAUGUUGACCGUCGACUUCAAGUGAAUCGUGGCCGGCAGCUGAAAAUGUAUCGGAUUUGGAUCCAGUGCAAGUUUAGGAAACCGAGAUGACGAGAAUGGAAAAACUAUGUCUGUAAAUUCCAUGUAAUUCUUGUUAAAGCUUGAAUAUCAUUCAAGACAGUCGAAUAAAUUUGCACAAUUUUAUGAA